Trichoplax adhaerens is the source of this 687-nucleotide messenger RNA. RefSeq lists its product as uncharacterized. The coding region runs from base 1 to 687 and encodes 228 amino acids. The record is from RefSeq and is a predicted model, not a curated record. NCBI's taxonomy places the organism in Eukaryota, Metazoa, Placozoa, Uniplacotomia, Trichoplacea, Trichoplacidae. The transcript is spliced from 10 exons.
AUGGAAAUGACAUUUCGACGAUUUCGCUCCAUUAUUACAUCCGUUCCAUUAUUGAACGAAAAUCCAACAUUAAACUGUUUCAAUUUAACUAAUAAAAAUAAGGGGAUGACAUGCUUUAUUUUAGACGAAAAUGCUUUUGUCUUAGAUACCAAUUUAGAAAUAGCAGAGAUUGGAAAGUCCUUGGCCAUCGUGGAUAAUCAAUUGCUAGAAAGCUUAAUUGCACACGAUGUCUAUACUAGCGUAUUAACUUAUCUUGGAUCAUUCCUCUAUGGAAAAGCUGAUGGUGCUUAUAUCGACAUUCGGCCGGAUAAUAGAAGUUGUAUGUACAUACGUCAAUUUAUUUUGGCUGGAACACAUGCAACUAGUAGAAUCGCCGGCAAUAUUACCUGCAAUUCUGAUAAUAGCACGAGAGCAUUUUUUAUCAGUCCAAUUAACAACACUAACUUAAAGUUAGUCAUAGUGGAAGAAAGCAAGUCUGAGCUGUGCAAUAACAAUAGCGUGUCUGUACCGACAGCAGAACAAAUUAAAAAUCGAACUUGUACAGAAGAUGGAAAUUAUAGAAAAGGACCUGAAUUCUGCUUUAAAAAGAUUACUCCGUCCCUCCUUAUUGUAUUGAAAAACGGGGGCUAUAUCAUGUACGUGCGCCGUUCAAACUUACAACCUAAUGUAAAAUACAAGUUUGUUUAA